Eruca vesicaria subsp. sativa (arugula) is the source of this 1733-nucleotide messenger RNA. The record is from the annotation of a GenBank genome assembly. Lineage: Eukaryota; Viridiplantae; Streptophyta; Magnoliopsida; Brassicales; Brassicaceae.
GCAAGUUUAGUCAUAAUAAAAUCGCUGGCGAAUAUUUAAAAAAUUUCGUAUCUGCACAGAAGGUGUUCGAUAAAACUCCGCUUUGAGAGUCUUCCGACUUUCGAUGCUUCCGGAAUGCUAUCUCGUAUGGCUGCUUUGACUUCUAUUCCUUCAGUUCAGUUUAGAGUCUCCGACAUUCUCGGAACUCGUUUGAAACCUUGUCCUUUAUUUCCAGUUCGAAUAACAAAUAUGACCGUGAAACCGUUUGUGAUUGAAGCACGAAACAAUUCUCGAGUCGAGAGUCCCAAAACCAGGAAUCGGAGAAGCAGAAAAAAGUUUAAUGGAACACAAACGAAACCAAGACUCUCGGUGUUCUGUUCAGACAAGCAACUCUAUGCUAUGUUGGUGGACGACUUUAACAAAAAGUGUUUGUUUUACGGUAGUACAUUGCAGAAGUCUAUUCGUGGUGAUCCUCCAUGUUCCGUCAUUGAAGCAGCGAAACGGGUUGGAGAAGAGCUCAUCAAGGCUUCUAUAGACCUCAAGAUCAGCGAGAUAUCAUCCUAUGAUCGAAAUGGAAAUGCUCGAGGUGAAAGAAUGCAAGCCUUUGAAAUUGCAAUUAAGCAACAUGGGUUCUUACCAUAAUACUAAAGAUAUCACACUUAGAGUCUCACCAAGAGAAUCUUUCUUUGGGAACUUUGGAAACUUGAUCUUUGAAGCACAUGAUUUAUCCGGAACAUACGGGCACUCCACAAACACUUUAGCGUAAUUGUCAAGACAUAUGUAGAUCUGGAAAAGCUGCUUUGUCCCUUUUACAUCUUCAUUGCACUCUAUACCUGGUGCAAAUCCAAUAGCGCACUUGAUGGCGUUCUUGAUCUCAUCUAAACCGUAUAAUCCACCAUCCGGUUUAAUUCCUACACAAGAACAAAAAAUGAUCAGUACACAGAACUUUUUGUUUAAGGAUGUUGAAUCUUUGAUAUAUAUAUACCUUUAUGUUUAAGGAUGUUGAGGAGAUUGACUUUUUGUCUGAAUUUGAGAUUGGUGAGGAAGUAAGAAUGUUGGUCGAAGACAGAUUGAACACAAGUGCCGUGCUUGUUCCAUUCGUGUUCCCAUAGCUUGGUCUCGUUGCUUGGACAUGACCAAACUCCCCACUCUGUCCACUUCUUCUCCAUUUUGUUUACUAGAUCUGAUACCUGUUUGUUUUUUUCAAGAAUCAGUUCAACUUCGUCUAUGAGCUACUAGAAGAACAUACAAUCAUUUAGAGCUAAGGAUCACCUUGGAGAUAUCGAAGAGAUUGGUUUGGUCGCAAAAAGCAGGCCAAGUGCCAUUGUUGAACUGAGGCCAGAGUCCAUGGAUCAUGAAAUCCGACGCCGUAUUGCCUUUCGGUGGAGGACAACAUCCUUUUUGACUAUCACAUAUUGCUCCUGGCCACUACCAUCCAUAUAAACCGUAUAUAGAAAAUACAGUAAAAAAAAAUGUACGUUAUGAUUUGUUGUUGGAAACUUACGUAGGUGACCCAGUAGAAGAAAUUGAAGUCCGGUGGUGAUGGUGACGAAAACACGAUGAGACUUUGUAAAACUAAGAAGCUUACGACGAUGAUUCCUCUCAUGUGUUUUUUUUUCUUCGAUUAAUUUCUCAGACAAAUUAUGACAGUAGUUUGCUUGAGUAGAUAUAAAAGUCGUAAAACAAUAUUUUAGUUUGUUUUUUUACCUUUUCCUGUUUUAUUAUUUUUAAUUUUUUUUUCUCCACUAGAGAAU